Messenger RNA from Kuraishia capsulata CBS 1993, 336 nucleotides. RefSeq lists its product as uncharacterized. NCBI's taxonomy places the organism in Eukaryota, Fungi, Ascomycota, Pichiomycetes, Pichiales, Pichiaceae. Bases 1 to 336 code for a protein of 111 amino acids. The transcript has a single exon. The record is from RefSeq and is a predicted model, not a curated record.
AUGAAUUCGCGCGUGCGGCGUUUCUAUCAUUAUUCAUCUCCAAUAGAUCACCAGGUUACUUCGAAAAUGGAACUCAUCAACCAUCUUGGAUUAUUUCCUUUGGCGCCCAAUAGAAACCGCGAUUAUGUGAGAGGAAUCUUCCUGUUGUUAUUCCUCCUAGUCUAUCUUACCGCGUACCAUGUUCUAGCGCUGUUUACAGCCAUAGCAAACGUUGUGAUGCCCCAGAUCACACUGGAUUGCAAACAAUCCACAAUCACGGGGUUCUGGAACAUCUGUAUCUAUAUUCUUGUGUGUGAUGUUUAUUGUUCUUGUCUUUGCAUUUCCGCUCAGGGCUAA